Molecule: messenger RNA, 735 nt
Organism: Dibothriocephalus latus
Lineage: Eukaryota; Metazoa; Platyhelminthes; Cestoda; Diphyllobothriidea; Diphyllobothriidae
Source: the annotation of a GenBank genome assembly
UGGAGGGCGUUUGAACUAGCCCGCUCAAAACUUUCACGAAUAUUAAAGUCUCGCAAUGCUUUAAACUCCCCAUCGACCGGGAAGUCAGUCUCUUGCGGAAAUGGUGCACAGUCAGGCAUUGGAUCCUUUCUCGAGUACGAGAAGUAUGCGCAGUUGCUUGGCAAGUCCUUAGAGGAUCUCUCACGGACUGUAAAGUCUGGCAUGGCUUUGAACUUCCCUCCGAGCCCGAAGUCCAUCGAUGAUGCAUCUGCAGCAAUUCGGUCCUUUCUGAAGAACAGCAAGAAUGUACAUUUCCUUGAAAAGUCCUUAGAGGAUCUCAAAAAAACGUCUUCGUCGAAAUUAGAAGAGUGCAUUCGUCGUUGCUCUCUUGCAUACGACUCGAUUACUGGAAGGGAAAUCGUCAGGAAGGCCAGUCUUAGCGUCCUUGAGGCGGAACAAGCAUUUGUUGAUUGUCAGCUCAGUCGUCGCCGCUGUCAGCAAAAACUUUUCGAAUUGCAGAAGAGACGUGUUGAGGCAGUUAGACAAGCAGAUUUAAUAUCGCCAACGUCAGACUCCUUCAAUUCACUAAUUACAAUAGAGCGUGAGCAGAUACAGCGCAAGGAUACUAUUCAACGCGUAUCUGCGGAUCCUUCUGUGGAGUACACGGUGGACCUCGUCGAAAUUGACGAUCAAACUGUCGUGUCUGUGCAUUUGUGCUGCGUGGUAGAUGCAAGGUCCGAUCAGGACACGGAGUAA